AUGGUCAUCGUGGAUCUCGACUCCUCGCCUCCGGCGCCAAGGAGGUCGGAAUGGCCCUCGAAGCGCUCGAUAUCGCCCGUCAGAGGCGCUCACCACAGCAGCGAUGCCGACGAGCUCGCUGACGAGACGAUACCUUGCUCCCCAUUCCAAACACAAGCCACUCAGAUCAUCAGCCGAGCUACACAACCGACACAGCCGCUACAACCAAAACCGCUUCCCGAUAUCUCGUCCUCGCCUUCGGCGCGAUCGGUAAUCGAAGUUCCUGCCUCGUCGCCGUUUCAGUCCAAACCCCAGCCGAAGCAGUCGACUGUGUCUAGCUACUUCAAUCGCCUCGCCCCUGCGGGAACGAGAUUUCAGCCCCCGGCUGCCGCGAAGUCGGCCAAGCGCCCCCGCGAGGAGCCCGUGGUCAUUGACGAUUCUUCGGACGAAGAGGACACUAGGAAGGUCGACAUGAAUCGCACUGCCUUCAGCACGCAUGUUCGGUCUUUCCAGUACGAUUCGACAUCAGUCGACGAUCUGCAAAAGAAGAUCGACGAGGUGGCAAAGGCCAUGGGAAAUACAAUGCCAGUUCAUUGCUAUAAGGAAGCACUGGAAAACUGCCAUUACGAUGUCUCGGACGCGAUCGAGUAUUUGCUCGAGGGCAAACAUCUCAAGUCCAAGCACAACAGCUUUGUGAGCUCCACGAAACCGAACGUCUCGGGCAGUAGCGAGAGAAGUCAACCGACGAAGCCGAAGCUACUUGGGCGUCACACCCCAUCUUUGCCCACUCCGUCACGGAGCAUUACCCCCUCCCCUCCGAAGCCAAAGCGUCGCCGCCUCAUUCAAGGCCGCCGGCCUGGCAGAUCGCCAGUCUCGUCGCAACAGACCCCGCAGCUGGCUCAAGAAGAUAACGACGGGUUGGACGAGCUUGCAGACGACAGAGUGGAAGAGCCAAUUAUUAUUCCCUCCGACGGAAAUGACGACGAUUUUGACAACGAAGAUGAAGUAAACGAGGCGGUGAAGGAUAGCCUGCACGACAAAGCCUUGCAAGUCAUCAACACGAGCACCAUCGAGGACUUGUCCGCCAUGACGAAUAUCAAGCAAGACGAGCUCAAGAUCAUCGAGAGCAAACGCCCUUUCGACUCUAUUGGAGAGGUCCAGGCUGUCAGCCUCCUCAAGAAGUCAGGCGCUCGCGGCCGUAAAUCCCCCAAGGUUGCCGUCGGAGAGACUCUGGUGGAUACCAUCAUGGAGUUCACUCAAAGUGUUAAUGCCAUUGACGACGUGGUUGCCGAGUGCGAGAAGAAGGCGAACGGGGUUAAGCAGGAGAUCAACAUGUGGGAUAUCGACUUCCGAGGACAAAAACGCAGCACCCAAGGUUCUUCGACAAGCGGAGAUCUUCCUCUUACACCGUCCAGCUUCCGAGGAGGACAGAAGUACUCCGAUCCCCCGAUUCCUCGCCAGCCAAAGUUCAUGGAGGGUCACUGCACGAUGCGUCCAUUCCAGCUAUUCGGCCUCAACUGGAUGUCAUUGCUGUAUAACAGUGGGUACGGAUGUAUCCUGGCCGACGAAAUGGGCCUCGGCAAGACGUGUCAAGUCAUCUCCUUGAUCUGUCAUCUCGUUGAGAAUUAUGAGAAGACCGGCGCUGGCGAAAGACCUUGGCCCAAUCUCGUAGUUGUGCCGCCUUCGACUUUCUCCAACUGGAUGGCAGAGUUCGAACGCUUUGCCCCCGAUCUCUCUGUUCUUCCUUACCAAGGCUCUCAAGCCCAUCGCCGAGAGAUGGCAGUCGAGAUGCUUGACAACCAAGAAGACUACCACGUCGUAUUGACAACCUACACACAAGUUGGGUCAGAAGAGGACCUGGAAGCCAUGCGCGAGCUUCGACCAGCUACCGCCAUCUUUGAUGAGGGACACAAGAUGAAGAAUCCCAAGACCAAGAUCUACAAAGAUCUCAUCAAGAUCAAGGCUAGAUGGAGAAUGCUGCUUACGGGCACUCCGGUGCAGAACAACUUGAUGGAGAUGCUUUCCCUCUUGAACUUUAUCGACCCUGCGCAGUUUAGCGGCCGGAUGGAGCAGUUGGCAUACAUGUUCAGCCAGAAGGUCACCAUCCGCGAUGUCAACAAUGGUGCUUUCCUCUAUGGAGAGCGCGUCAGCCGAGCGCGCACGAUUCUUGAGCCAUUCAUUUUACAGCGACGGAAGCAACAAGUCCUUUCCGACAUGCCGGCGAAGAUCUGCAACGUCGCCUACUGCGAUCUGGCAGCGUCGCAAAAGGACCUGUACGAAGACUACGAGCGUCUCUUCAAGUCUGGUCCUGCAAAGAAGACAACGAGCGGUCGCCAAAGUGAUCAGAACAACAGCUGGAUGCAACUUCGGAAGGCAGCCAUCCAUCCUCAACUCUUCCGCCGGUACUUCACCGACAAGAAGGUCGAGAAGAUGGCCAAUAUUCUCAUGCAAGAAGUACCGCAGUCGGAACUGCAGCAACCGCGGAUUGAUCACUUGAUUGGCGAGUUGAAGAACUGCUCCGACUUCGAGCUACACCUGUGGUGCCGCGACUACGCUUGCAUCAGGGAGCUUGAUGUUCCUGAAGGCUCUUGGAUGGAGAGUGGCAAGGUUUCCAAGAUGCUGGAACUCAUCCACCAGUAUCAGGAAAACGGCGACCGCGUGCUUGUGUUCAGCAAAUUCGCAAAGGUCAUCGAGAUUCUGCGGGAGGUGCUCGCCAGCGAUGGCGUCAGACACUGCGUUCUUUACGGCCAAACAGAGGUCUCAGAGCGCCAGAGCCUGAUUGACGAGUUCAACACCGACACCGACAUUACCGCCUUCUUGCUGACAACUGGCGCCGGCGGUACUGGCAUCAACUUGACCUCGGCGAAUAAGAUCAUCAUCUUUGACCAGUCCGACAACCCCCAGGACGAUAUCCAAGCUGAAAACCGCGCCCACCGUCUGGGACAAACCCGUGACGUCGAAGUGAUUCGCCUCCUCACUUCUAACACCAUCGAAGAACUCAUCUACAAGGCAUGCCAGAAGAAGAUAGAGCUGGCUGAGAAGGUGACAGGUGCGGCGGAGGAGGUGAACGGAAAGGCUACGGAGGAGAACUUGGAGAAGGAGGUUCGGAAGAUGAUGACGGAGCAGCUUACUCCGUCAUGA
Colletotrichum karsti is the source of this 3120-nucleotide messenger RNA. RefSeq lists its product as uncharacterized. The record is from RefSeq and is a predicted model, not a curated record. The transcript has a single exon. NCBI's taxonomy places the organism in Eukaryota, Fungi, Ascomycota, Sordariomycetes, Glomerellales, Glomerellaceae. Gene Ontology annotation, molecular function: ATP-dependent chromatin remodeler activity; DNA binding; chromatin binding. Gene Ontology annotation, cellular component: nucleus. The coding region runs from base 1 to 3120 and encodes 1039 amino acids.